Molecule: messenger RNA, 2537 nt
Organism: Scatophagus argus
Lineage: Eukaryota; Metazoa; Chordata; Actinopteri; Scatophagidae
Product: cytochrome P450 3A27-like
Exons: 13
Coding region: 88-1611 (507 amino acids)
Molecular function (GO): steroid hydroxylase activity; heme binding; iron ion binding
Source: RefSeq, a predicted model, not a curated record
GCGUGGGACCGCCUCUGUACGGAGCUUUAAUACUUCACAGUGAGAGUCGAUCGACCGCAGUCGGCAGUGGAGCACUCUGGAGCGAAGAUGGACUUUUUCCCCAGCUUUUCCAUUGAGACCUGGACUUUAAUAGUACUUGUCAUUUCUCUCAUUGCAGUAUAUGGAUAUGCUCCAUACGGCUUCUUCAAGAAACUAGGCAUCCGUGGGCCCAAACCUUUGCCUUUUAUCGGGACCUUUCUGGAGUACAGAAAGGGAAUCCACAAUUUUGACACAGCAUGCUAUCAGAAAUAUGGAAAGGUGUGGGGGUUGUACGAUGGCAGGCAGCCUGUGUUGUCCAUAAUGGACACAGCUAUGAUCAAAGCAGUCUUGGUUAAGGAGUGUUAUUCUGUCUUCACCAACAGACGGGAUAUGGGCCUAAAUGGACCAUUGCGUGAUGCUGUAUCAGUAACUGAAGAUGAGCAGUGGAAGAGGAUUCGCAGUGUACUCUCUCCAUCAUUCACCAGCGGACGACUGAAAGAGAUGUACACAAUAAUGUUGCAACAUUCAAGUAACCUGAUGAAAAGUCUUCGCAAGAAAGCAGAGGCAGAUGAAGUCAUCGAGGUUAAAGAAGUAUUUGGACCUUACAGUAUGGAUGUUGUGACCAGCACUGCCUUCAGUGUGGACAUUGACUCCAUCAACCAUCCCUCUGAUCCUUUUGUAGCAAACAUUAAGAAAAUGGUCAAGUUCAACUUUCUGAAUCCCUUGCUUGUAUUUGUGGUCUUGUUUCCGUUCAUCCUCCCAAUUUUUGAGAAGAUGAAUCUGUCAUUUUUCCCUGCUCAAGUGUUGGAUUUCUUCUACACCUUUCUAAAGAGGAUCAAAUCAGACCGGAAUAAGGAUCAACACAAGAACCGAGUGGACUUCAUGCAGCUGAUGGUGGACGCUCAGAUGUCAGAGAGCAACAAAGAGGACACAAGCUCCUCAAAAGGCCUGACUGAUAAUGAGAUCCUUGCUCAGGCCAUGAUAUUCAUCUUCGCUGGCUAUGAAACCAGUAGCAGCUCACUGGGAUUUUUAGCCUACAACCUGGCAACACAUCCUCAGAUCCAAAAGACCUUGCAAGAGGAGAUUGAUCAAACCUUCCCAGGAAAGGGUCAGCCAAACUACGAAGCCUUGAUGCAGAUGGAAUUCCUGGACAUGGUGGUGAAUGAGUCAAUGAGGCUGUACCCUAUUGCUAAUCGGGUAGAGAGAAUGGCAAAAGCCUCUGUGGAAAUUAACGGCGUGACCAUCCCUAAAGGAACUGUCGUCAUGGUACCAGUUUACACUCUUCAACGUGACCCUGAUUUGUGGUCUGAGCCUGAGGUCUUCAAACCUGAAAGGUUCAGCAAAGAGAACAAAGACAACAUAGAUCCUUAUGCCUUCCUACCCUUUGGAGCAGGGCCAAGGAACUGUAUUGGCAUGCGAUUUGCCCUUGUGAUGAUGAAGCUGGCCAUUGUAGAGAUCCUUAAGAGCUUCAGCUUUGUUACCUGCAAGGAGACAGAUAUCCCACUGGAGCUGGGAAAUGAUGGAUUUACCACACCCAAGAAUCCCAUCAAGCUGAAGUUGGAGCCUCGAGCCACUGUUGCUGAUUCUGAAUGAAGCUAACUCUGCUUAUACAUAUAUAUACAUAUAUUAUAUGUACGGUACUGUGCAAAUGUUUUAGGCAGGUGUGAAAAAAUGCUGCAAACUAAGAAUGCUGUCAAAAUAUAAAUAAUAAUGUAAAUAAUAAUUGUUACACUUGCACAAAGUAAGGGAUUUUGUAAGAUUAUAGUCAGGUGUAUGAUCAACCAAUUAUACCAAACAGGUGCUAAUGAUCAUCAAUUUCACAUGUAGGUUGAAACACAGUCAUUAACUGAAACAGAAACAGCUGUAAAGGUGGCUUAAAACUGGGUGAGGAACAGCCAAACUCUGCUACCAAGGUGAGGUUGUGUAAGACAGUUUCAUGUCACAGGUUUUACACCAUGGCAAGACUGAGCACAGCAACAAGACACAAGGUAGUUAUACUGCACUGCAGGUCUCUCCCAGACAAAGAUUUCAAAGCAGACUAGGGUUUCAAGAUGUGCUGUUCAUGCUCUUUUGAAGAAGCACAAAGAAAUGGGCAACACUGAGGAUCGUAGACACAGUGGUUGGCCAAGGAAACACAUUGAGCUUUCCCUGAUUUCCCUGAAAAACCAGAAAACCACCCAUCUACUCUCCGGAGAAGUCUGCUGAGAAAUACAGGCAGAUACUUAUACUUUGCACUGUACUGUAUAUAUAAACAUAUAUAUUUUUCUAAAAUAAAGUUGUCUCUGUUGUCUCAAAUUAACAACCCAGCUCUAGGUUUACAGUAUCAUUUACUUGUCAAAAUAGACUGAACUCCAUUUAUAGAGUUUGUUGUCAUUUUAAAUUCCUGACACAGUUGUGUAUUUUAACAGGUUAUAUAACUAUGGUUUUGAUAACCCGCAUAUUAACAAACACCAGUGUGUGAAAGCAUUAGCUCUAUUCUAAAGGUUGAAUCACAUGUGAUUAAAAAAAAUUCCACAAUG